Molecule: messenger RNA, 3448 nt
Organism: Penaeus monodon (black tiger shrimp)
Lineage: Eukaryota; Metazoa; Arthropoda; Malacostraca; Decapoda; Penaeidae
Product: protein fem-1 homolog C-like
Molecular function (GO): protein binding
Source: RefSeq, a predicted model, not a curated record
AUGCUCCUUGACCACCGUAGCCGCAGCGAGGUGGCGCGUAUGGUAAGCGCGCGGACGAACGGCGCCACGCCGCUCGUCAUGGCCUCCAAGAACGGCCACCUCUCCUGCGUCGAGUACCUGGUCGAACGCUGCAACGCCGACUUAGAGCAGGUGGGAUCAGUGGUAUUCGACGGCGAAACCAUAGACGGGGCCCCCCCGCUGUGGUGCGCCGCCGCCGCUGGCCACCUCGACGUACAUUGAGGUCGCCAAUCGCCACGGGCACACGUGCCUGAUGAUCGCCUGCUACAAGGGCCACUUCGACAUCGCCAAAUACCUCAUCGACAUCGCGGCGAAUGUCAACCGCAAGAGCGUGAAGGGCAACACGGCGCUGCAUGACUGCGCCGAGUCCGGCUCGCUAGAGAUCAUGAAGCUGCUGCUGGACCACUGCGCCAAGAUGGACGUGGAUUCCUACGGAAUGACACCACUUUUAGCAGCCAGUGUAACAGGCCACACACAUAUUGUGGAGUACCUCAUCUCUAGAUCAGAUCUGGUGUCACGAAAGGAUAAGAUUGACGCACUAGAACUUCUAGGGGCUACAUAUGUUGACAAGAAACGGGAUAUGCUCGGGGCUCUCAGAUUCUGGAAAAUGGCUAUGUCUGAAAGGUAUGAGUAUGAUUUAAUGAUUUACCCCAAGCCAGUACAACAGUCACCCAUUGCUGCCUAUGAAAAUUCAGUAGAAGUGAUGACAAUGCAACAACUAGAUGAAAUUAUCUCAGAUCCUGAUGAGAUGAGAAUGCAGGCACUCCUUGUGAGGGAGAGGAUCUUGGGACCAGCACAUCCAGACACCAGUUAUUAUAUCCGUUAUCGAGGUGCUGUGUAUGCUGAUACUGGAAACUUUGACAGAUGUAUAACACUUUGGAUGUAUGCACUUGACAUGCAACAAAAAAUCCUAGAACCUUUAAGUCCAAUGACCCAGAGUUCAUUUGUAUCAUUUGCUGAACUAUUUUCAUUUAUGAUGAGUGAAGCUAAAAACAGAGGGAGGAGAGUACCAGUGGUCAACUUCUGUGAUAUGAUGAGAGUGUUUGAGAAAUGUAUGCGAGAGGUAGAAGUAGGUAUGUCUCAGCUUAGCAAAGUUAAUAAUUCAGGUUGUGGAUCAGUCUUGGCCAAUGGGGGUGAGCGCGACACAACUUACUUCCACCGCACACUAGUUAUAACAAUGCAUUUAGUAUGUUUGCUUACAAAAUUAGGGCCAGGUCUGACUACACUACAGCGGCACACCAUGAGGAAAGCCGUGUAUCACCUUGUACGGAUGGACCCCCGAGGCACGGGUGGUGUCACUCCCCUACACCUUGCUUGCUCACGUGACUCAUCUGCAACAGUUGGGAGAUUCCCCAUUUGUACUUUCCCAAGCUUGGAGGUUGUAUCUUUACUGCUAGAAGUUGGGGCUGAUCCAUGUGCUACUGAUCAGCAGGGCAACACCCCACUACACACAUUAGCUAGUAACAAACAGUGUCGUCGUGAAUUACUAACAUCCCUCCUUGCUGCUGGUGCUCACUUAGAUACUCUAAAUGGCUCAGGCCAGAGUUUUGCUUCUUUGCGUGCUUCCCGUGGUCAGCGCUUGUCCCAGUUAAUAAAUCCACUUCAUUACACUUCCUUACAGUGCCUAGCAGCAGCCACUAUCCGUAGACAUGGCCUUCACUACAGUACAGUUCUACAUCCUCGUCUCUCAAAAUUUGUUGACCAACACUGAUCCUAUCUGUAAUUAGCCCAGCUCAGAAUCCUGUUCCUUGUAUAUAAAUGUGAUAAUUCAUCAUAUGUACAUAAUAUACAUAAUCAUUAUCUUUACAUUUGUGUAAAGGCAUAUGUAGCCAUUAUUGAUUUGAUGGUGUGUGACAUCAUCUUGUGGCAUUAAUAUUGUAAGUGGCCCAGCAUGUAUUGUCACUGUGAUAAUUGGCAGACCUAUUCCAGGGUUGCAGGCAUCCUAGAGGCCUCUGUUACCAUUAAUAAGAUUCUCAGCAAACUAAAAUGGAGUCAGAUUCUAUACUUGCUCAGUCUAGUUUAUCCUUAGACCUUGUGUAAUAUUAGAGUUAUCAUUUUGAAAAUGUUAUUUUUGGACUGUCCUGUUUGAGCAUGUUACAAAGAGUUCUGAGGCUUGAGGUUGUCUGGCAACAGUGGGGUAUUGUCAGCUUGGCUUUCCAUGGCAGUGACAUUCUGGAAGAUUGUAUUCUUUCAGUAUUAAGGAGGAAAUGUUCCACAUGCAGUAUCUGUGCAAAGUUCUAUUUUUCUUUUUUAAGUUGUAGAUAAUCAUUAAAUAUUAGUGUGUCUCGUUGUUGUAAUUUUAUCAUUUGUAAUUUUUAAAUGUUUGGAAACUUGACAUCAUCCUUUAAUUUUGUCUUUUUUUUUUUUACAUGAUGUAACAUUUCCUUCAGACAAUUAUUUGGAUAUCUGUAUCGUAAGUGAAGUUACUGUCUCUCGUCACUGUUUCCCAGUUAUGUGAUCAUUUAUGGAAUCUGAAUGAUAAAUUCAUGUAUUGAGAGGUAAAAAGAGCAGAGGCAUGAACUCUACUAUCCCUCACAACAGUCUUUGUGAUAUGAUUUUUUUUCCUGUUGUAUUAUAGCAUAAUUUUGCUGUAUUUGUGUGCUGUCAUUUUUCAGUGCAAACAUAAAAGCUUUUAGUGGGAUUAUUACUCAGUAGAGUGAACUUUCUAAUAAAGGAUUUAUUUGCUUUUGAAUAAAAUUACUAUCAAAAUCAACAGUGUUGAAAAUCUGGACAUAUUGGACAACUGUCUAAAUUUUUGUAUUUUUCUUUUCAUUCUUUUCAAGGGGUUGCAAUAUUGUGUUCAUAUUAUCUAUUAACAAAUUUAUGUGUAAUUGUAGUAGACAUUGGUAAACCCUCUGGUCUUUUUUUCUCUAACUGGAGCAGUAUUUUUGGUUACAAAUCAGAAUAACUAGUUCUGUGCAAGUUUGUUAGCAUGUAAAUGACUCAUAAAUUUGUUAAAUAUCUUGAAGAUACAAAAUUGCUUCUUUCUUAUGGCUGUAAGGCACUUGAUUGAAUAUCACUUAACAAAAUGAUAAUUGUGUUCAUCCAUUGCAAGGAAUGUAAUUACUCUAGUGCAUAGGAUACCAAAUCUUACAUAAAUAUUUUUGUAUAUCGUCAAAACUAAGAUACUGCUUUAAAAAGUAUUGUCAAAAUUAAGGCCUUAUUAAGAAAUGUAAUAUCUUACAUUAUCAUUGUUUAUUUGUUCAUCGGUCUUGAAGUAUGUCAGUUAUUAAUCAAUUUAAAUGGUCUAUUUUGUUUGCUAUUAUGUUAAUACUGCUAGCACUCAUGUAACAGUUGUGGAUUUUGAACACAUAGACAAUAUUGUCACAUAAGGAAAUGUGUGUGCACUUGCCAAUAUGAUUUCUCUUUGGGGUUCAGCGUACUUGCAAGAUGGUGUGACUUUCAUGAAAAUAAAAGUUUAUGCUAUGAA